AUGAAUUCCAUAAGGAGAUGGUUAUAUCGACCUAAGAGGACAGAUACGUCAUUGUUGGCACAAUUUUUCUAUGCUGAUGAAGAUUUGAAUUUAGUAGCAGCUGAAUUGGAUAGUUUUGAUGGGAGGAAAGAUCCAGAGAGAUGUUCUCUAUUAGUAAACCAGUUGAGAACAUGUCAAGAUCGUGUUCUCAAUAUUAUUCAGCAGAUUAUGGAAGAUGCUAUUCCAUUACAACGAGCUAGUAGAGACUUUCGAGUCAAGUUUCCUGAUGAUGUCAUACAAGAGAAUUUAUCAGGCCAGUUGUGGUUUGGGGCUGAGUGUUUAGCAGCUGGUUCCAGUAUUAUGAACAGAGAGAUAGAGAGUGCCACUAUGAGACCAUUAGCUAGAGCAUUAACUAAGAAUUUAGAUAGUUUAAGAUCAGUAUUAAGAGAACAAUGUCUACGUAAUAUCAACCAGUACACAGAAAGGAUACGAGAAUCGUUAGUGAUAUUUGAUAAGUUAUUCGCUGAAUUUGAGCUCAGUUAUGUAAGUGCUAUGGUACCUGUCAAGACUAUGAGAGAAUAUGAUAUGGUACAAGAAAUAACUGUUUUAUUCUCAGAAACUGUUCAACGGGCUGUGAAGUUAGGUCACCUCAGUGAAGAAAUGAUCAAUGAAUAUGAUCCAGCUUUAAUGUUUACCAUUCCUAGAUUAGCUAUUGUCUGGUAG
Messenger RNA from Lottia gigantea (owl limpet), 702 nucleotides. RefSeq lists its product as hypothetical. The record is from RefSeq and is a predicted model, not a curated record. Gene Ontology annotation, cellular component: early endosome membrane. The transcript has 6 exons. The coding region runs from base 1 to 702 and encodes 233 amino acids. Lineage: Eukaryota; Metazoa; Mollusca; Gastropoda; Lottiidae.